AUGCUCUCGGUCGAUGAGCUAAGUGUGACAUGGAUGCAUCUGGACCGCGUCAUGUUCUUGACUGUUGAUGACACGACUAUCACGCUCAUUCCAAGAUUUCGCGUGACGCGUGAGGAAGUGAGUACAUAUCGUGGUACGCUACAGUUUAGUGUGCCAGGUCAUGCAGCGGUACAACGGGUUAUACGUGUGCGUCCAGUCCCACCGGAGUUCAUCGACGAGGAGAGCAGCCCCUCUCACGUGGCGGUGCAGGAGGGGAAUGAUGUCCGCCUCGUGUGCAGGGCCAAAGGUGUUCCGAAACCGAGCAUUCACUGGACCCGAGAAGACGGCAAGACAUUCACCACCGUGCGAGGGAGUCAAGUGAGGAAAAUCGAGAGUGAGGAGCUGGUGUUGAACGGAGUUACAAGGAAAGACAUGGGGGCUUACCUCUGCAUAGCUUCCAACAAGGUUCCUCCGUCAAUAAGUAAACGCAUCGUUCUGGAGAUACACUUCCAGCCCCUGAUCACAGUGCCAAACCAGCUGGUCGGGGCACCCAUUGACACCACCGUGACCCUCGAGUGCCAGGUCUCCGCUUUCCCCAACGCCGUGCACUUCUGGCGUUUCAAGAGCCAGCUUUUGAUCAAUUCGACGCGACAGGAAACUCAAGAGAUUAAGAACGGAUACAAGACAACCAUGAGAUUAUCUCUGAGGAACCUUCGUGAUACUGAUUUCGGGACGUAUGUGUGCGCUGCCAAGAACUCGCUGGGGGAAACGGAGAGUAAUGUGAGGCUGUACGAGAUUGUGGUUCCUCGCGGUUCAGACGAUCGAGAAGAUGAGACUCACGACGAAUUAGUCCUUCCCGAGCAUCACAACGACGUGCGACCCAUAGAACCCUGGAGACGGUCAGGCACAGACUCAGACCUGGACUCGGACACCUCGGGCUACACACUCAACGAGAACAACUACAUCCGAAACCGCAGCCCCAUGACCAACGGGGGCGCGGGGGGCAUCCGUGGCAGCAGUACCAGCGGCAGAGCGGGCAUGAGCAGCAGCACCAGUGGCAUCAGCAGCAGCACCACCACAGCGUAUGUCCCCUCACUCGGUGUCCAGGGGCGUACUGGUGGGUUUGCUGCUUGUACUCGUCCACGGUGUCCUCGUGGGAACAGCCUCGAUAAGCCCCGCCCUCGCGCGAGGAUUCAUGGGCCUCAUGUGACAGGCGUCGAGGAGGCGAUGAGAGGCGAGGACCAGCCGUGGGAGUUAAUUAAAAGGGUUGAUAAUGCUCCUUACCAUCCUUUCCUAAAUGUUCCUUCCUUACUGUUACUCUUUAUUCCCUUUUAAUCGUCUUUGUUUCGCUGUUUCUACGUCCUUCCCAUGAUAAGCGGCCAAAAUUGGUUGUUCGGUAGUGAAAGGGUUAACACUGCUCUUUAAGAUUCCUAGAUACUUCAUCCCUCUUGCUGUUUAUCCCUUUCUUUGCUUGAUCGUCUUUUACUUCCCUCUUUCUUCAUCCUUUCUAUUCCCCCCAAAAAGUGGCCAAAUUUGGCUCUCGGUCGUGAAAGGGUUAAAGCUGUUCCCCCGAUUUUCCUAAAUGUUCCUCCCUUAACUUUUUGAUCUCUUUAUUUCCUUGCCUUUCCCCUCCUUUCGUCUCUUCCCCUUAAACCUCCUUACCCAAAUCUCUCAUUAGGACAGAGCCUACAUAUCUUUGAAGUGUACAUAACAAUUAAGCUUGUGUAGACAAAUUCAUGUGGUUUACACAUCUGUCCUGACUACAAGUAUACUUAUAACAUGUACAGUAUAUAUUUACGUAGGUAUACGUCACUCUUGGGUGGAUGUUGACGAGAGGAGAAACAGAAAUAUAUGUAUAGUGUAUGUGAUCGCUUUUCAAACAGCUUUGUUCAGCAAUACAAUUUAUUGCAGCUGUUCAGAAUAAUAACUGUUAAAAAAGUCAUUGCCAAAUAGCUACUUGACAACGUGAAGUGGGAGAUACUUUUCUUUUUUUUCAUUACAGCUCUAGAGCGAAAUAAGUGUGUGAGUGCUUGUUUCUGUGUUCGUGUAUGUGUGUGUUUGUGUUUUUGUGUUCGUGUGUUUGUUUAAGUGCCUGUGCGUGCAUGUGCAUGUGUGUGUCUGUUUAUGCAUGCGUGUGUAUGAAUGUACGAGAAUGUGGGUGGAUGUAGGCUCAUGCAUUGCCAAAGAAUCAUACAAAAAAUGUGAAUAACCCUGCCAAAUGGACAAAGGAAUUAUUGCUCUCCAUAUAUUACACGUUUUAGAAUCAUGACUCCCAACAUAUGGUCACAAGAGCUUGAAGUUCUAUUCACCAAAAAAAAACCCAACUUUUGAUUCCUGAAGAUAUGAAAGAAGUGACGCAAGAUUAGCGUAAUAAAUGAGAGAGAUAGAGAAGGAGAAAGAGUAAACGAGAGAUAGGAAGACAAUAAAAAACAUACACAUACAAACAAAUAAUCAAGAAUGAGAAAUACACAGACGAGAAUGAAAGAAAGAGAGAGAAAAAAAGAAAAAAACGAUAUUUCUAUCUCUUUUGAUCUACUUUCAUCUAAAUCUUACCCCUCCUUCUCCUCUUCCUCUUCCUCCCCUUUGUCUUCGUCUUCUUUAUCCUUCUCUUCCUCCUCCUUCUCCUCCUUCAUCUCCUCCUCCUCUUCAUCCUCAUCC
Molecule: messenger RNA, 2637 nt
Organism: Penaeus monodon (black tiger shrimp)
Lineage: Eukaryota; Metazoa; Arthropoda; Malacostraca; Decapoda; Penaeidae
Product: lachesin-like
Exons: 8
Coding region: 1-1314 (437 amino acids)
Cellular component (GO): neuron projection
Source: RefSeq, a predicted model, not a curated record